AUGCUCAACCACCUUAAUUCUUCGCCCUUCAUUGGCCUUGGUAUCGAUGAGUCCACAGAUAGGUCACAGGAAAAGCAUAUAGCUGCUGUAGUUAGAUAUGUCGACUCCAACGAAACGAAGAUCAAGACCUCAUUUCUUAAAUUAUCAGUUAUUACAAGCGGCACUGCUCCAGCAAUUGUUGAAGCUGUCAAGAAAAUCCUAGGAGAUUUUAGCAUUCCUGUGAACAAGGUACAUUACAUUUACAUAAUUGAAAUGAGUACUCAGGAAAUAUUUGACCAGAGAUUAGUGAUCUCUUAUUAAUAAUAUUUAAAAAGAUUAUGAAGUACAGUUGUGAAUUUAUACAACAUUAAUACAUUCUAUAGCUCACAGGUUUAGGUAUAGAUGGAGCAUCUGUGAUGGCAAGUGAUAUGAAUGGUGUAUUGGGACUUCUGCAGCGAGAGAACCCAUUUCUAAUUGGUAUUCACUGCAUUAACCACAGACUUCACCUUGCUGUUUCCAAGGCAGCAAAAGAUAUAAAGAAUGUGAAUACACUAUCCACUAUACUCAGCACUAUUUACCAGCAUGUGAACAACUCACCUAACAGGCUUCAAAAGUUUAAAAAUUUGGCUGAUGUGCUAGGUGCGAUUAAUCAUGACAAUGCACCUGAAGAAGGAAACGAGAACAUUGCACCAUCCUUAAAGUAUCUAAAGUUCAAGCGAGUAAGAAUUAAUAUAGAUGAAUAUUAUGAAUUAAUAUAGCAGAUCCUGGAGCAUUGAAGAGGGAAACUGGAUGAUUAACUUGUUUUCUUUUCAGAUUUUUGAUAUAAGGUGGUUGUCUGUUGGGGAAGCAGUAAAGGCAGUGAUUCAUAAUUACCAACCCCUGCUUAUUCUGCUUGAAGAAGAAGCUGCUAACGAUGAGCCUACUUCGAUGGGACUUUUGGAAAAGCUAUCCUCGUAUAAAUAUGUAGCUCUACUCCAUCUCUUGGGUGACGUCGUGGGAGCUACAAAUCACCUCUGCAGAAUUUUUCAGUAUCGAGAUAUUUCAUUUUCUACAUUGCAAAGUCAGGUACUGUAACUAAAAUUUAUAAAGUUGUUACUAUAAUUCAUAAGAGACUAACUAAGAUGAAUAAAUAUCAAUUUAAUUACUUUAGCUACCAAUAUUUGUUGAGACUUUACAAGAUAUGAAGAAUCAACCUGGAAAGUAUCUUCAGAUGUUUCUUGGGUGUAUGGAAGAAGGAUCUGGAGAUAAUUUUUGA
Molecule: messenger RNA, 1234 nt
Organism: Paramuricea clavata
Lineage: Eukaryota; Metazoa; Cnidaria; Anthozoa; Malacalcyonacea; Plexauridae
Source: the annotation of a GenBank genome assembly